Pestalotiopsis fici W106-1 is the source of this 3675-nucleotide messenger RNA. RefSeq lists its product as uncharacterized. The record is from RefSeq and is a predicted model, not a curated record. Bases 1 to 3675 code for a protein of 1224 amino acids. Lineage: Eukaryota; Fungi; Ascomycota; Sordariomycetes; Amphisphaeriales; Sporocadaceae. The transcript is spliced from 9 exons. Gene Ontology annotation, molecular function: ATP-dependent chromatin remodeler activity; ATP binding.
AUGGACCCCCAGCCCGAGGAUCCUCAGGGUCCGCAUGAUUACUCGCCCGAGGUUCGAGACAUGUUUGAUGCACUUGUCAAAGAUCAAUGCAACAAAGAUACCUCUCCUGCGAUCCCAAGUCCGAAUCCAAAUCUCAACCAUGAUAAUUCCAUGGGACAGGAACAAGUGGAUGGUGGCAACAAUCAUGCUGACUCUGAGAAGUAUGGUGUGCCUACUACGCAAGAUUCAGGCAUUAACUCUGAGUCUGGUGCCUCUGAUUAUCGAAAUCAGACGAGCGCCCAGUCCUUUCCCCAUCAACCAUGGUCAUUCUCUUCCGUCUCUACACCCAAUGAUACGCAGUCCCAAAAUCAGUCUCAAGAUAUUCUCAAUGAGGACGGCUCGAUGUUUGUUCCAGAUGAUUUCCAUUUCCAGCAGCCUAUACACGAGAACCAAUCUGCAUCUCGUGCAGGAGAGAACAAUCUAGAGUCAGAUUCUGCACCUCAUGACGAGAACACGGCCGCCAAGAGUCGCAACGCAGGCAAUAGUCCAAUGCAUGAUGAUCCGAUGAAUGACUUUAUGUCUUUCCAACAAUUCGCCAACCAUGAGCCGGACGCCCAACAUGGCAACACCAACGGCAGCCAGGCAGAUUCAGGCCCACAGCCCUCAAUGACUGACGAUGUGCCGGUCGAGCAUCAAUACACUCCUCAGCAAGUGCGGUUGCUGGAGGCUGAGUAUCAGAAUGUCUUGAGAGAUGUCGCUGCCCUCGAGGCACGACUAACAACUCUGGCACAGAUAGGCACAGCUUACGCAGACUAUGAAAUGGCCGCUAUUUACCGAGAAAUGGAGGAACUCAAAGACAGACAAGAGAGUCUGAUGCACACGUUCGACUGCUUGCACUUACCUAUUCCCACGGGUAUUACCGGCCAGUCUGCUGAGUUCACAGGCAUUCGAAAAGGGAAGAUAGCUAAGUCGACCGAGGAUUAUUGGGAGCAGCGCAAUAAGAACCGUGUCAGAGACCUGGCCAACAAGCGCAGGAUUUUGGAGCAGCCAACACUCACAGAUGGAAAACGCACCAACAAGAAACCCAGAACGCGCCCGCGCAUCUAUGACCGGAUGCAGGACGGUUCAGACUUGGCCAAACAAGGUGCAAUGCAUUCAAUGGGGAAACUCCAGUUUGAUAAUCCAACGCAAGCUCGCAUGUCGCGAGAUUCCGUUCUGGAUGGUCUUCAGGCCUCGGCCGACAACGACAAUGAGGAUGCACACCAGACUCUGCUUGAUAUCAUGCACCCAGAAGUCUUCAACCCUGACCAACUUACGCUUCUGAGAUGCGCUGCUUCCUUUGGUGAAGGACACUGUGUCAAGCUAGCCGACGGAAAUUAUCUCAUCACGGGCAGCGCGGAGCCUGCUCGACCGCACCAGAUGUGCGGAGCCAGUUGGCAGAACGAGAAGGAGUAUAGCGAAGACAAGGGAGGAAUCAUCGCAAAUGAACAGGGAACAGGAAAGACAUACCAAGCUAUUCUCAACAUUCUCACCAACCCUCCCAACCAGAGGGCCAAAGACCAAGGCCGUACAGCAACCCUGAUCAUUGUCCCCUCCAACGUCCUACAACAAUGGCAGGAGGAACUUGAACGAUUCACCAAAAAGGAAUACGUUCGAAGUUUCAUGGUAUACCGCGGAGUGAAUGCAGAGAGAGGUGGAAGCAGAAAUCUGGAAACCCAGGAUAUCAUCUUCGUGAGCCACGACCAGCUGCGUAGGUCUUACUUCUCGAAUGCGAUCCUGAAACAAUAUGAAAACCCUUUAUGUGACCCAGGAACGAAGGAGCAGCUUCGUUUUGAGCAUCUUGGUUUUCUAUUCCACAAUAAGUGGUGGAGAGUCAUCAUUGACGAGGCUCAUGCAAUCAAGGAAGUUACAACAAAGUUGUUCAAAGCAUGUCGCGAGCUUGAUUCAGAGUACCGAUGGUGUCUGACCGGUACACCGAUGCCAAAUUACUCAUCAGAGCUCUGGGCAUACUUGGAAUUCAUCCGUGUGCCUUGGCGCGGAACUGCCAAGGACUUUACCAAAUUGCUCGACAAUCUUCACAUGGCCAAGAACAAGAAGAAGUUUAAAGCCUGGAUGGAAACAAUCAUGCAGCGCAAAACCCUUGGUCGACAAUUUGCAGGUCGACAGCUCUACGAGAUUCCCGAAUGCUUUGAUGAAGUGAUCGCGGUGCCCUUCUCCAAGGAAGAGGAGAUUGUGUACAGACGUGUGGAGCAUCGCCUGCGAACGAAAUGGAACCAGUCGAUCAAGGAAAUUGCCAAGGCCAACGCCGCAGGCAAUGCAUCAUCCAGCGGAUCCUCCAAUGGCAGAGGUAAGAAAGGCGGUAAAUCCGGAGGAUCCUCAUCAAAGGGGCAAAAAGACGAAAAGGAUCAAAAGGGUCUCAAGCUGCACCUCAUAGCUUUGAAUCGGCUGCGGGCAGCAACAAUGCACCCGUUCCUGUUUGAGCCGGCGCUCAGAGAUACCUGCCAUGAGGAGGACUUCGACCACAUGAUAUCGACGCUUUCAAGUCUUGAGCUCUAUACGCCUGUGGUCGAGCAGCUCAAAGUCCACUACGAUCGUCUCAGACUGAUUGGUCAUGCUACCGACAUUGGGGAAAUGAGUGAACUUCCGUCAUUCGGUCUCAGUGAUUAUGGCGGCAUCCUCCAUCUUGAAUCGUACAUCAAACGUUCAAGAGCAGCCAGGUUCGAGGACCGUUGCGUCGUAUGCCUCGAAGAUCUUGUGGACGGACAGCGCCCGAAGUGCGGCCAUGUCUCUUGCCGAGGUUGCAUAAAUGAUCAAUUCCUUAAGGCCGCAACGGUGGGCGAUGGUGUGCCAAAGUGCAUGGUAUGUCGCCAGGCCAUUGAGGAUGUUCGAACCAUGGGAGAUCCAACCGAGGCGACCUUUCAGGACAAUGCUGCACUCGGAGAGGCGCGUGCUUUUCAAGAGUUCCUUGCUGCCAGAAUGAGAGCCAAUGCCAAUCGCGAUGCUGCUCCCGCCGAUCCUCAAGGCAGAGAUGGACGGAGAUUGGGUGACGACUAUUACGGAAGACAGCCACAGCCAGCAGAAGCAAACACGGCCUGGCUUGCCGUGGCCGAUUUGGACUACCCACUGCCCUUGGUUCCAUCGGCAAAGACUACCAUGAUCAAGCAGCUAGUGUUGAACUGCAGAAAGAACCAUCCCGAGGACAAGAUCAUCAUUUUCAGCCAGUUCCAGGAGACCCACCAGAUCAUCGGACGUAUGCUCCAGGAUGAAGGCAUAUGUUUUGCAUACUUUUGGGGAUCUCUCAGCAGAGACCAGAAGGACACCGUCAUCAGGGAUUUCCACGAGAAUCCCGAAAUGACAGUCUUGGUUGCAUCCUUGAAGUGUGGUGGAGUUGGCCUCAACAUUACCUGUGCCAACAGAGUCAUCAUUACAGAGCCGUGGUGGAACGCAGCCAUUGAGCUCCAGGCAUUCGCAAGAGUCUUCCGCAUGGGCCAGUUGAAGAAGACUCAUUUUACCACUCUGCUUGUGAAGAACUCGAUCGACAUGAGACUGCGAAGUCUUCAGGUCCACAAGCUCAACAACAUUGAGUCGGCACUCAAAUACACCACUCCAUCCCGCGAAGAAAUCGCCUCUCUUCUGGGACGCGUAGUCGAGGACGAUGCCGGCAACCCGUAUGUCGAAGAGGACUACCUGGAGUGA